UACCAAUUCGCGCCCCUUAGCGCGGUCACCAGCCAUCCGCGUCCAUGCAAAACCUCUUCAAGUGAAAAGAGUUUGUUGGUCCAUAAACCCUAGCUGAAGAGCAGCAACGACAUUGCCAAUAAAAAGAAAACAAAAGAAAAACAUAAAAUUAGGGUUUUUCUGCAAUCGAUCUAAGACGAUGAUAUCCGUUGCAGCUGAACCAGAAGCAGCAACAGCUGCAUCGGAGGCAGCAACAACUGCAUCAGAAGAAGCAGCAACUGUAGAAGAAGAAGCAGCAGCAGACGCAAAUGAGGAAGAGGAAGAGGAAGAGGAGGAGGUGUGGUCUUCCUCAGAUUCUGAAAUUGGGGACGCUCUCGACUGGCUGGAUUCCAGAUGCGGAUCCAACGGAAGUGCCGACACUUCCGCCACAUUCUCUCUUGCGUCGAGGCGUCCCAAUGCACAUGGCGGCCUUCUCUCCCGUCCGCUCCAGCCAAUCUCCAAUCGCACUCAGAAAUUCUCUAACCACAUCCGCGCUGCCCCGUUAGAGGAAUGGGAGGGGAGGAUGAAUGUUGGCAUGUCAAAUUCAGUAACAACUGCAAUUCGCUCAAGUGUUCGAGAGAUGGCCAUAGGGAGAACUAAAACUACUGAGAAAGCAGACCGUGCCACUGUUGAGCAGGCCAUUGAUCCAAGAACUCGUAUGGUUUUGUUCAAAAUGCUGAAUCGUGGUGUGUUCCAUGAUAUUAACGGCUGCAUCUCCACUGGGAAAGAAGCAAAUGUUUAUCAUGCAACCAAAGCUGAUGGUCAAGAAUUGGCAAUCAAAGUGUACAAAACUUCUGUUCUUGUAUUUAAGGACAGAGAUCGAUAUGUACAAGGUGAUUAUCGUUUCAGACAUGGCUACUGUAAGCACAACCCCAGGAAAAUGGUAAAGACUUGGGCAGAGAAAGAAAUGAGAAACCUAUUGAGGAUAAAGGCAGCAGGAAUCAGGUGCCCGUCACCUAUUCUAUUGAGGCUUCAUGUCUUGGUAAUGGAAUUUAUAGGAAAAGGAGGUUGGGCUGCACCUCGUCUUAAGGAUGCGGCUUUAUCUGAAGACAAGCUACGCGAAGGUUAUGUUGAGAUGAUCAUAGCAAUGCGAACAUUAUACCAGAAGUGCAAACUGGUGCAUGGAGACCUAAGUGAAUAUAACAUCCUUUAUUUUGAGGGUCACUUAUACAUUAUUGAUGUCUCUCAAUCGGUGGAUCUCGAUCACCCUCAUGCAUUAGAUUUCCUGCGAGAGGAUUGUCUUCAUGUUUCUGAUUUCUUUAGAAAACAUGGCGUGGCAGUUAUGACAGUUCGAGAACUAUUCGAUUUCAUAGUUGAUCCAUCUAUUACUGAUGAAUCUGUGGACAGCUAUUUAGAGAAGAUUCAACAAAAGAUUUUGGAAAGGGGAAGCAUAUUAACCUCAGAGGACGAAAUUGCAGAAUCUGUAUUUGUGCAGUCGUUCAUUCCAAGGAGAUUAACAGAGGUGAAGGACUAUGAGAAGGACAUAGAUCGCAUCACAGGCCACAAAAACACGGAGGGCAUUUACUAUCAGACUAUUACGGGUAUGACCCAGGUUCUUUCACGGGUCCCGGACAACCCCAAAGAAAGUACCCAGCAGCAACAAAAGGAUUCGACAGAAACUGGCCAUGAGGAGUCACCUAUCGAUCCAGCCUUACAGACUAACCCUGCAGAAGAUGGAGCAGGAACUGAAACAGAAACAGAUGAAGAGGACUUGAGUGAGUCACAAGGGAAUGAAUCGGCAUCGGAAACUGAAACCAAGGCACCUGUUGAUAAGAAAGCUGCUCGGAAAGAGAACAAGAAGAAAGUGAAAGAAGAGAAGAGGGAGGCUCGCAAGACGAAAGUCCCCAAGGCUGUAAAAAAGAGGAAAAAGAAGCUGGCCAAAGCCAACUCCAAGAAGUAGCUGACUUUGUCCUUACCAGCUGGCUCGAAGAUGGUUGAAAAGUAGAAAAAUGAAGAUGGUGGGCAGGCUGAUAAUUAGUUUAACUGCUUAUUUUGGGAAAUUUUGUUAUCAGUUUUGUGGAGGCAUCUGGUUGUGAUUUGCUGGUAUUUUAUUUUUGAAGCUGCGGAGUCCAAGCUUUAUUGGAUCAUGUUUUGUCAAGCGCGCUCCAGUGGUACUGGUACCACCAUAAGCCUAUGGUGGUACCGGGCAGAAGUGGCAUGCAUGCGUCGCAUGAAUGAAAUUCAACUUUGUCCAUCAAAUAUGCGGUGAAACCAGAUAUUAUCUGCUUUAUUGCUGAUUU
Messenger RNA from Magnolia sinica, 2258 nucleotides. RefSeq lists its product as uncharacterized. Lineage: Eukaryota; Viridiplantae; Streptophyta; Magnoliopsida; Magnoliales; Magnoliaceae. Gene Ontology annotation, molecular function: ATP binding; protein serine/threonine kinase activity. Bases 179 to 1918 code for a protein of 579 amino acids. The transcript is spliced from 13 exons. Gene Ontology annotation, biological process: protein phosphorylation. The record is from RefSeq and is a predicted model, not a curated record.